This is a messenger RNA of Aspergillus homomorphus CBS 101889, 631 nucleotides long. RefSeq names its product peroxiredoxin family protein. The coding region runs from base 74 to 571 and encodes 165 amino acids. Gene Ontology annotation, cellular component: cytoplasm; mitochondrion; peroxisome. Gene Ontology annotation, molecular function: thioredoxin peroxidase activity. The transcript is spliced from 5 exons. NCBI's taxonomy places the organism in Eukaryota, Fungi, Ascomycota, Eurotiomycetes, Eurotiales, Aspergillaceae. The record is from RefSeq and is a predicted model, not a curated record. Gene Ontology annotation, biological process: hydrogen peroxide catabolic process; cellular response to oxidative stress; cell redox homeostasis.
UCGAAGCUCUUCUUUCUCUUCCCCUCCUUCAUUGACUUUGCCCAACCAACACCAGCCUUCUCCCAUCAUCGCCAUGGCCCUCAAACCCGGAGACUCUUUCCCCGCUGACGUUGUGUUCCAGUACAUCCCCUGGACCGAGGAAAGCGGCGAGAUCUCAGCCUGUGGAAUUCCCAUCGCCUACAACGCUUCAAAAGAAUGGGCCGACAGGAAAGUUGUUCUGUUUGCCGUCCCGGGAGCCUUCACCCCCACCUGCUCCAUCAACCAUGUUCCGGGCUACAUCCAGAAUCUUCCAAAGCUCAAAGAGAAAGGCGUGGAGGUAGUCGCCGUCAUUGCUUCCAACGACCCGUUUGUGAUGAGUGCCUGGGGAAAGGCCAACAACAUCAAGGGCGAUGAUAUUCUCUUCCUCUCCGACCCUGAUGCUAAGUUCGCCAACUCCAUCGGCUGGGCGAACAGUGGCCGCACUGGUCGAUUCGCGAUCAUUAUCGACCACGGAAAGGUGACCUAUGCACAGAUUGAGACCGAGCAGGGCGUCAAGGUCUCCGGUGCAGAUGCUGUGCUGGCUCAUCUGUGAGCAUGAGGGCAGUAGUAAAGAGAGUAAAGCAAUCUAUAGAAUACAACUUCUCAUACUUUA